Messenger RNA from Strongylus vulgaris, 474 nucleotides. Lineage: Eukaryota; Metazoa; Nematoda; Chromadorea; Rhabditida; Strongylidae. The record is from the annotation of a GenBank genome assembly.
ACACCCGUUGGUGAACCUGGAACAAUAGUACCAGUCGAGAUCACGUACGAUGGAAAGCAAAUACCGUUCAGUACGAACAUAAAUCAACUGCUGUACAUACUCAUCACUGCUCAUGAUUUCUCCUUUUUUGGAAUUGAUCUACUACUCGGAGAAAUGUUUUUCAAUCAAGCGCGUCCUCUCGAUAUGCAGCUGUUGCGGCCAUCCAGGCUCAACUUCUUCUCGUUGCGAACCCUACGGAGCCCCACUCUAAAAUCCAUGUCAUGUGGUCAUGAGGGUCCCGAUUCAAGACCUCGAGAUUGUGUAGUAAGGGAAGCAACAAUUCCACAACAUUACGAAGUACGGUGGCCAACUGAUAUGGCUGGAAGCUAUAAAGCGGACUUCUACAUCAAUGGACAAAAAGCUGGGGAGGGUGUGAGCGUGUAUGCAAGGAAGUCAGGGCAUAAAGAUGAUGUGAAGCUGAUGGGUGAGUUUUAA